AUGGAUGCUCUUCCGCAAAAAAAUAUCCUGCAGGCUGCGGCUGUCGCAGAGCGACUGCAAGAAUUCACAACGGCGGGAUUCUGUUUUUCCCGGUGUGUCGAAGUGAUAAAAAGCCGACUGAAUAAUGCGGAGAAAACGUGCUUGUGGAACUGCGCACAGCGCUGGGAGGAAACCCGUCAUUUCAUCAACAUGAGAUCAAGGGAUCUGAUAACAAAGCCUCACGACGGUGACCUACGCCCAACAGAUUCCAAAACGUUAUGA
This is a messenger RNA of Neospora caninum, 261 nucleotides long. RefSeq names its product putative tim10/DDP zinc finger domain-containing protein. Lineage: Eukaryota; Apicomplexa; Conoidasida; Eucoccidiorida; Sarcocystidae. The record is from RefSeq and is a predicted model, not a curated record. The coding region runs from base 1 to 261 and encodes 86 amino acids. The transcript is spliced from 3 exons.